CCUCUGGUGUCUUCUUCCCCUCUCGACCUCUUCUAUCUUCUUCCAUCUCGACCUCAAGUUCCUGUGCUUCGGUUUCCUCUAGUCCGGCUCCUGCAAAAUCGGAUCAAUUCCGGAACCCUCCGGCGGUCACCAGGUGAGGUUUUGAACGGAGUACAAGCUGAGCUACUCAAUGUAGUCCUUACUUUUCUGAGCUACUCAUGUGAGAACAUCUGAUAUGGUCAUAAAUUGCACUGGCUGGAGGCGAUGCUCCAUUAGGGCCCCAUUCCCAAGAGCAUCCAUCCGUAGAUUUUGAGAAAUGUCUGAAUAUGAAAAUAUUGUUGGGGGAAAGCUAAAAUUGAAAGGGAAGGCCUUGGAUGUCAAGUCGGGUGGGGUAAAGAAGAAGAAGAAAAAGAAGCACGAGCAUGUAUCUGGAACAUCGCAUACUGAUGAACCAUCUGGAGUUGAAGCAGGUGUAUCAACUGAUCAUUUGAAGGAUAUAAAUGAAGAAGACCAGUUAGGCAAUGAGGGAAAUCAUCCUGCGUAUGAUGAUCAUCUCACGCCAGCAGAGAAGAAAUACAUAGAGCAGCGGGCCAAACUUGAUGUGAAUCUGUUGGCGAAAACCUCCGGUAAGUCACACAGAGACAGAAUUCAGGACUUCAAUCAGUACCUAGCAAAUCUCAGUGAGCACUAUGACAUUCCGAAAGUGGGCCCUGGUUAAUUGAUGUUCUUGCUAGCAACGAGAAAAUGGUAUGCUGCUGAAGGUUAUGCUUUGGCCAGACACUUGCAAUUGCCACAGGCUGGUCCAAGUCCCAGAACCAUUAUGUGUUUUCUUUAGUUCAACACCUGGAGCUUUCCACUUCUGAUGCGGUAUUGUCACUAAUGGCUUUGUAUUAUGUUAUCUCUUGUUGAUUCUUAAUGACUCUUUGCAAACUAUGAAGUGAACUGUUACAUAUAUGAUGUGAACUAUUACAUAGUCAUCCUUCUUGUAACCAGGUAAAUAGGUCCAGCAUGGUGGUCUAUUUGCCCCUUGGUUUGAGCCUGAUUGAUCAAGUAAUGGGCAUUUUUUGAACUGAA
This is a messenger RNA of Nymphaea colorata (pocket water lily), 1053 nucleotides long. RefSeq lists its product as uncharacterized. Gene Ontology annotation, cellular component: nucleolus. The transcript is spliced from 4 exons. Lineage: Eukaryota; Viridiplantae; Streptophyta; Magnoliopsida; Nymphaeales; Nymphaeaceae. The record is from RefSeq and is a predicted model, not a curated record. The coding region runs from base 296 to 697 and encodes 133 amino acids.